This is a messenger RNA of Centropristis striata (black sea bass), 4668 nucleotides long. RefSeq names its product PR domain zinc finger protein 1-like. Gene Ontology annotation, cellular component: transcription regulator complex; PcG protein complex. The transcript has 4 exons. Lineage: Eukaryota; Metazoa; Chordata; Actinopteri; Perciformes; Serranidae. The coding region runs from base 95 to 1609 and encodes 504 amino acids. The record is from RefSeq and is a predicted model, not a curated record. Gene Ontology annotation, molecular function: DNA-binding transcription factor activity, RNA polymerase II-specific; RNA polymerase II cis-regulatory region sequence-specific DNA binding. Gene Ontology annotation, biological process: regulation of transcription by RNA polymerase II.
AACGCCUGCACCGCAGCAGCAGCAGCAGCUGCCGCCGCCGCCGCCUGCUACGCGCAUCUGUCCGUGUGCAGCAGACACAGCAGCAGACCUGGCGAUGAUGGCGGACUGUGUUGGCUUUCAAGCGCAAAUCGCCUCGAUUAUAGAGAUUUUGGCCAAUUCGGCAGUGGCGGAGAUCUGCAAACUGGUAGACGACGGGUACGCGGCGCUGCGCUCCCAGAUGGACCAGGAGCGGGAGAAGAGCGAGAAGGAGAACGAUGCCCUGCGACAGAAACUGCGAGAAAUAGACGUGAAGAUGCGGAGCUACGAGAGGAAGAUGAGGAGACGGAGUCAGCGGGAGGAGAUGCACGCCGUUCAUUUUAGGCCACCUGAAGGAGCUGAUGUCCAUCAGCCUGUGUCGCCCCUAGCUGCCACCUCUGAAGACAAAUCUUUCCAUCACAUAUCAAAGCAUGAGGAAACCAAGGUGUUGCCCCUGGUGAAGCAGGAGAAGGUGGAGAAGGAUGACUGCAACCUGGACCUCAAGGUGGAGGUCAACAUCAGGGCAGAGUGUGGCCUGUCUACUGCCAUGGAGCCCAGUGAGGAGACCCCCUCUAGUGAUAUUGUUCUUCACACCAGUGUCACCAACAUCACCUCUCCCAGCACCCUGCCCUCCUCUCCCCCCACUGAUGCCACAAUGGACCUGACCUGCAGGCCUCGAGCCAAACGUAAAGCCACCCUACCUCUGGCCAACAGUUUGACAGUCAGCUGUGGGGGAGUCCCAGCCCCCGAGGCCACUGGCAGGGACCUUGGCGGCAGCCUAACAGGUGGUGCUCUGAAGCCAGAAAUUCAGACAGAUGAUGCUACAGAAGAUGAACUUCAUCCCUCUGAGCUGUCAGCCCCUGUAGCCUCAGAUGAGCCGAGCCCCGAUCGCCUCAACAGUGUGGGCCUGGACCUGGCCUGGAUGCAGGAAAGGGUUAGCCAUCUGGGUGCAGCGUAUGCAGUCGCACAGUUGGGUUUAGGGAACACAGAAACUGGCCACCCCUCUUCCUCCUUCCCCUCACAGGGAGGUGGAGACAAUCUAGAUGGCCCUCCAACCAUGCUCUUCACAGGAGGUGCUCAUGAAAUGGCUGCUUUCGCCGCCUCCUUUGACAUGGCUGCUGCCGCUGCUGCCGCCGCUGCUGUCGUCGCUACAUCACCUCCACCACCUCCUCCACACUCUCACCCUACAGCUCCUCCUGCCACCACCAUCAGCCAGAGGCGGACUUAUAGGACCGGCACAGCUGCUGCUAAAGAGCCUGUGGUGUGCGCUGUGUGCGGCCGAGUCUUCCCCAGCGCAGCCGCCCUGGAUCUGCACCAACGGGUGCACACAGGGGAGAGGCCCUACACCUGUCCCCACUGUGGAAAGGGCUUCGCCCAGCCCAACAACCUGCGGGUCCAUCUUCUCAUUCACACUGGGGAGAGGCGUUAUCGAUGUUCGCUGUGUGGUAAGAGUUUCAUCUCGUCCAGCCACCUGAAGAGGCACCGCACAGUCCACACGCAGGAGAAACCGUACAGCUGCUCACGAUGCGGACAGUCCUUCAGCCAAAUGUGUAGCGUCCGCAGACACCGGCAGCAGUCCCAGUGUGGCCUGUAGACUGACUGUAGGAAGGGUGGAUGGCAGAUGUAAAUCUUCUCAUUCAGUUUGGGCUCUGAAGGGUGAAUGAUUGAAAACCUUUACGUAGGAAUUCUACAAUCUUAUGUAAGAAGCAAGGCUGUAUCCUGUGAUAUCCUGACACAUUGUUGAUGUUUGUCCAAGGUCAUAGCAGUCACAUGUGAAUUCUGUUUUUAAGGUAAAGGAAAGGAUUUCCCCUUAAACCCCUCUAAACCUUUUCUUACUCUUCAAACUCAGAGAGGAUCACAGAGUGGACUGUAAAAGAGUGCCUGAGACGGUGUUGGUAACACUUAACACAUCAAUUUUUCAUUAAAUCAUCUUGUUUGUGAUAACAAAGCUGACACGCAUGGUUUGAUCCAGGAGGAGAAAUGUGGUUAUCUUGGAUCAUUUUGGCUGAUGAUGUUGGUACACAGCCAUCAUGGCAGUGUAGCUGCACUGAGCACCUUGUAGAACAGGAGGAACAGAACCAUUCAGCAUUUUAAGAGAGAUUUAAUUUAGCUGACUGCAAAGUUUAAAAACACAAAAACCUCCUCAGUAGAGUUCUGAUUGAAAUAUUCAUGAUUUUCAAAGCCUAACUCAGUCAAAAAGGGAAAGAGCAACACAUUUCCAACACCUCCAAAGCUAUCUCAGUGGCAUGUGGUAUUUUUAUGUAGUACUUUUGCUGUGUUAUAAAUAUAUACACUCAUCUUACACAAUGUCCAAACUUUUUUGGAGUCAGGGUUCUAUGUAGAUUUUUUGUGUCUGCAACCCUCAUUCCAAAAAUGUUGGGACGCUGCGUAAAACGUCAAUACAAACAGAAAGCAUUGAAUUCAGAAUGAGUGUAUAUAUUUACAAAAAAUUGUUUGAGCAUUAGAUUUAUGUACUGUCUUUGUACUGUAUUCAAUUGAAUGUAGGUGGCAAAUGAUUAACCCAACAUCCCAACUGUAUGGGGGCUUGUAGAACAAACGGCAACAACAACAACAACACACCGCAUCAGCCAUCCCUGCAAAUCAUGAAUAAAGAAGACCUGUCUUUAAAUAGGUUGCCAUUCUUAAUAAUAAUGAUACCUUUGUUUAUAUAGCACCUUCAAAAUAGUGUUUACGAAGUAAUUUGACAGUCAGGCCAAGCAAAAGCAGAAGGCCAAAAGCAAUGUAACAACAAAAUAAUAUAGUGCAGCCGAACAAAAGCAAGAAAAAAUUAUGGUAAAAUGAAUAUAACAAACAAAGUCCAGAAUUUAAGUAAUAUUUAUCAGAAAAAAUACACUAUAAAUAGGUAGAAGCAAUAUAUACAAUACACCUGUGAAAACAUGAUAAAAAAGGAAACAACAUCACACAAAUGCAAGUCGUAAGAAGUGAUUUAAAAGAAGUCACUGAUUCAACGAGCCUUAACUCAUGGUCUCACAUCCCCAGCAGUUCACAUCACAGAGACAAUCUAAAACAGCAGCUAGGCUUCUUGGGUCAUCAGUGUAUAUCUGUGUGUCAUCAGCAUAUAAGUGAAAUGAGACAAUGUGAUGUUGGAUUAUUUUGCAGAGUGGGAGCAUGUAAAUAGAAAAUAUAAUUGGACCUAAAAUCAAAAAUUGCGGUGCACCACAGGUAAUGGGAGACCUCUAAGAUGUGUAAUUCCAUAUGGUGACUGAGUAGGUGCUGUAUCCUCUUAAACUGUCUUUACUAGCUGUGUUUCCAUUAAAGUCGAAUCAAAUUUUCAGGCAAAAUUUUGAAUGCCACACUAAAGAAAAUGCAAAUUAUGGACGUUUCCAUCAACUGGAUAGAUCGAAUAAACAAAGCUGCAGAAACGUACUUUGGUCAGAAGAUGACAGUGUAAUGAAUUGCUCUAGCCCAUUUAGGCCUAAAACGCCUGUUAAAAAAAACCUAUGGACGAUUUUAAAAUAACCCCCUAAAACCUGAAGUUUUUCUGGAAAUUCAACAGAAGUGUCAACGCUUCCUACUAAAUAAUAGAUUUUUCAGCCUCUGUAGCAGAUAGCCCCCGGUUUUAAUGGUAGAAAUGUGGUAAUGCUUUCCCGGUUUAAAUAAAUUAAGAUAAUCCAUCAGUUAACAGUAGAAGAGAUUUAGCAAGACAGAAAAAAUAGGUUGUUAAUCUGACAACUUUGGCCAACAAUGAGAGAAAAUAUGUCUUCAGGAAUUAUACUCAGUUGGGUAGCUUUUAACUGUUCUUUCAUGUCAGAGCAGAAACACAACUUAUUCGCAGAAAGUCUUUCAAUCUCUCUUUUAGCGCAUUAACUUUUUUUGUUUUUUAAAAAGACAAGCAUAAAAACUUUAUUGUGCAUUUUUUAAAAGUUUUUUCAAAUGUUUCCAUCAAGCUUUUCUCACAUAAAUCUUCAAAAUGCACAUCUAAGUUUGUUGAUGGAAACCCAACUACUGUCAAUGAACUCCAGCUUGACAUGUUUGGUAACGUGCUAGCAUAUAAUUUACAAUGCAAAGUUCAGGGCAGCUUCGAAGUUAUUGGGAGUUAUUUUUUAAUGUUAAACGCAUUAGCUUACAAGCUAACUGCUUCUGCCUGCCUCAAGUCUUCAUGCCAAGCUAGACUUACCACACCCUGGACCUAUCUGUAUUCACAAAUUACCAUAUCAUCCUAUUUUCUGAAUGCGGCUAAAAUGACAACGAAGUAUAGGCCUAUUCUGUAAAAUGUCCGAAUUUAAAGCACUUGAAUUAUUCCCAUAACUGUAUGUUAAAGUUUUGGAUGAAAUUGGAGGCAGUGGUGAUACGCAAUUUGUUUUUCAUGGUGUAUUUAUCAAACAUAGUCCACUCUGUGACUUAUUGUGUGAUAUAAAGGUGAGUGGCCUUCUCAAGGCAACUUGGUAUUGAAUGGUAACACAUUCAAUACUUGACAUACAUACCAAGUUCAUGUUUAUGUCUGCCACUGCAAUUAUCUGUAUAUUUAUUUACUCCUCAUUUCUUUACAGGGAAUUUGGGUUUUGUUUACUAUGUUUUUCUAUCUAAAUGACUAAUUGGGAUAACACAUUCAAAUAGGUCCAGUAUUGAGUGAGACACUACAGCUAGUGAUGUGCCAGUGAAGCCUCAUGAACCAUUGUCAUUAUUUUCUGA